AUGAGCUAUACACCGAAAGAUAUUUCGGUUCUUGUCACCGACUUUUUAAAGCGCUCCUUAGAGCAAAAUGAAAUUCCUGAAGAUAACAAGGAGUCAAUCGAAUUUGCAAUUGAAAGUAUAAACGACGCUUUCAAUUUAGAUUCAGAGUUGAUUGAACGGGUGCUCACUAAAACUUUUAAGCACCAGUCCCUUGAGAAAUUGAUUGGGAAUGUCAAAGAUGCAGGCGAAUUUUCUAAUUCUGAGGCAGUCCCAGUGCACGUGAGCCAAGCAGAGACCGAGACCAAAGAUCGGGCCGAAGCACUGAAGUUAGAGGGCAACAGAGCCAUGGCAAAGAGAGAGUUUGAACAGGCGAUCGAAAAGUAUUCGGCUGCACUAGAGCUAGCUCCUGCCAAUGCAGUGUACCUUUCCAACCGCGCAGCUGCCUAUUCCUCCAUAGGUAAACAUGACCAGGCUCUCGUCGAUGCUCAGAAGGCAACGGAAUCCGAACCAUCUUAUGCCAAAGCUUGGUCUCGAAUGGGACUUGCUAAGUAUGCACUUGGUGAUGUAGAAGGUUCUAUGAAUGCUUAUGAUCAGGGGUUGAAAGUUGAAGGUAAUUCACCUAGUGACGCGAUGAAGAAAGGUUACGAGACGGCCAAGAGAAAGUACACCGAGCAACUGGCCGAUUCACUUGGAACCACUGAGACAGAAGAGACCCCAGGCUCUACCACCCGUGGAUCAGAUAUACCUGAUCUUGCAAGUCUUGCAAAUAUGUUUGGUGGAUCGAGUGGAUCAGAUCAAGGUGCCUCUGGUGGAGCAGGUGGUCUUGGUGGGUUAGCAGGACUUAUGAACAAUCCUCAGGUCAUGCAGGCCGCUCAAAGGAUGAUGCAGAACCCUGAGGCAAUGAAUGGAUUAUUGAAUAACCCGCAGCUCAGGCAAAUGGCUCAAAAUUUUGGACUAGGGAACGAUUCAAACCUUGAAGAUCUGAUGAACAAUCCAAUGUUACAAAAUCUGGCAAACCAGUUUCGGGGAGGCCCUAAUCCGCAAUAA
This is a messenger RNA of Ogataea philodendri, 1026 nucleotides long. RefSeq lists its product as uncharacterized. Gene Ontology annotation, cellular component: TRC complex; membrane. Bases 1 to 1026 code for a protein of 341 amino acids. Gene Ontology annotation, molecular function: molecular adaptor activity; protein binding. The record is from RefSeq and is a predicted model, not a curated record. Gene Ontology annotation, biological process: post-translational protein targeting to endoplasmic reticulum membrane. NCBI's taxonomy places the organism in Eukaryota, Fungi, Ascomycota, Pichiomycetes, Pichiales, Pichiaceae. The transcript has a single exon.